Messenger RNA from Mesitornis unicolor (brown roatelo), 2070 nucleotides. It is a transcript of the gene IQCE, whose product is annotated as IQ motif containing E. The record is from RefSeq and is a predicted model, not a curated record. Gene Ontology annotation, molecular function: protein binding. NCBI's taxonomy places the organism in Eukaryota, Metazoa, Chordata, Aves, Mesitornithiformes, Mesitornithidae. The coding region runs from base 1 to 2070 and encodes 689 amino acids. The transcript is spliced from 23 exons.
AUGGCCCAGGAGGCCGGCGAGGCGGCCGCGGAGGGGGAGCUGGGAGAUGACAGCCUGUCUGUGAUAACCUGUGAAUCGGAUACAGAAAUGAAUUUAAAGAAGAAAAUUUUUCACAAGCCUCCAAAGUCACCAAAGUCUCCAUACAGCUCUAGCACGCAACUGUAUCCUAAAAAAGCUGCAGUUUGGCGAUCUGUGCAGGGAACAGGCAGUGCACGUCUUGAGAGUGCAGCUGUAAAAAACCCAAGACAGAUGUGGCUGGGAUCACUAAAACAAGGAAUGAACCGUCCUCUGAAAUCAGACGUUGACAUGGGGUAUACGCGAACUAACAUUUCUAGUAGCACUCCAGAAUAUUUGAAGGAAGCUCUAGGAAUGAAGAAGCCAAAGCAUUCUCGUUCUAGUAAUGGCUACAUUCCCGGAACUCCUGACUACAAAGAAAAAGAAGAUAUGUAUGAUGAAAUUAUAGAACUGAAAAAGACAAUACAAGCUCAGAAAAAUGAGGGAGAUCGAAUGAAAACUAAGCUCCGUCGACUAGAAGAAGAGAACAAUAGAAAGAAUAAACAGAUUGAACAACUGUUGGAUCCUUCCAGGGGCUCAGAGCUGGCACGAGCUUUGUCAGAAAAGACAACUGAUAAUGGAUGGGUGGCUAGUGGAUUAAAGCAGAAGAUUCUCAAGCUAGAAGCACAGUGCAAGGAGAAAGACAACACUAUUAACAAAUUCCAGGCAGACAUGAAGACCACUAAUUUGGAAGAAAUGAGGAUAACGAUGGAAACCUACUAUGAAGAGGUUCAUCGUCUCCAACUCCUCCUGGCAAAAUCUGAGAGUAUGAGGAAAAAGACAGAGGGCAGAGAUACCCAAAAACGAUUAAAAGCACUGAAUGCUGCUGUCCUGAGAUUAUCCAGGAACAUCGAGGAAUUGCAGAAUGAGAAUCGAAGGCUGAAAGAAGACCUAGAUCAUGUACUGAGCAGUUCUCCUUCUCCUUCCAAUAAAACAAAAAAUUAUAGUGAGUGGAGCAGACAGAGGCUGGUGAGGCGGAUUUUGGAACUAGAAAAAAAAGUGUGUGCCUUGGAGAACACCAGAGUGUCAUCAGCAGAUAGUGAGCCAUCACAGUUACCUGCCGUGCCAUCUUCGCCUUCAGUAGACCUGGAUCAUCCAGCCUCUCAACUGGUAGACCCUGUUGAGGAAUGUCAUCGCCUUCAAGGGCUAGUGAAGAAACUGAAGAGUGAUAGGAAGGCACUUCAAAAUCUUCUACUCAAUAAAGAAUUAGAUAUGAAGCAGUUACUGCAGGCUAAGGCUGAAGUGGAGCUGGAGCUGCAGAAGUGGCAGAAUAAGAUGGAAGAAAAGAGUAGAGAAGAGCAGACUUUAAGUGAGGAAAUCCAGAACCUGACACAGAAAGUAGGAAAAUUGGAGUCAAAAUUGGAGGAAGAGAAGAGACAAAUGGCAGAAGAUACAAUGGAGCAGCUUAAUAAGUCUUCACCAGUGUGCACGGUUAAAGGCAAAGAAGAUCACAGGAAGGAACAAGCAGCCAAAAUCAUCCAGAGACACUGGAAGAGGUACCAAAAGAAGAAAGAAGAAAUUGCUCUGGAAGAGGCAGUUGUUACACUUCAGGCAGCUUUCAGAGGACAUUUAGCUCGGCAGAAACUGUUACUGAGUAAUGGGAUGCAUGAAGCAAAAUCUCACAAGAACUCCUGCAUGUCUUCCAUGUCAGACUCCUUGAGCUUGUCUUCUGAUUGCAAGGAGAACGAUGAAAUUGUGACACUCAUCCAGUCCAUUUUCAGGGCUCACUUAGCACGUACAGGACUGCUUGAGGAGAGGACUUCUGUGUCCAGUGCACCAAGUGAGAAAGCAGAUUCUGCAGUUUACAUUACAGAGAAGAAACUGGUCUCAGCAGCAUGCCAGAGACAACCUUCAAUCUUCAUGUCAUCUCUUCCUGUCAUUAUUGCCAGGUCCUGUGAGAAGCAAUCGCAGCCAACUCCCUCCCUGUCUGUGGAUGACGCUCACUCAGACGAUUCAGAUGAUAUUGUCAUUGUCUCUCCGUUGUUGCAGAUGAAGAAACACUACACCCACUUUUAA